CUGCAUGCUUAGUUGGUGAUGGAGAUAGUCCAGUCAGUUGUGAUAUCGAUCAGGAAAUAAAUCCUGAUGGUGAAAAUAUUCGAGGAUGGAAUGAAAACGGAGAUUUUCUCGUCAUCAUCGACAGAGGUAUUUUUAAUUUAUACAACACUUUGUAAGGAGAGUAGAGGAAAACCCAGAGGAAGGAUACUUCAACUGUCAUAUGGAACAUGACGUGCACCCCUUGUUAGGACUGUACAUCCUCUACCCCACCAGUCAAGACCCGCUGCGUCCAGAAUGCAAGGAACUCUCUGCAAGUGGACUAACUACAUGUCCGGAUGGCAGCAGAGGUGGGUUGUCCUUGAUGGAAGCACACUAGCCUAUUACCUAGCCGCCACUGAAGUCCACCAGGGCUGUAGGGGCUCUUUUAAGGUCACGUCAUGUGAUAUCCACGUGCACCCCACGGAUCACCUUCGGUUCGACAUAGUGAUGCCUGGAGGAAGGCAGGUGUUGUAUCUGAAGGCAUCGUCCACAGUGGAGCGACAGCAGUGGGUUGUUGCUCUCGGGACCUCCAAACAAGAAGAGGAGGGAAACAUUGGGAAAUUACUAGGACCGAGUCUGGACCAGCAGGUGGCAGUGAGGUCAAAGAUGGCGGAGCUGCAGGCUAACUGUCAGCUGCUGUUCUCACAGGUCUCCAACAUGAGGUCUGCUGCCUUCUCACCUUCUCCUGAUACCGAGAGCAUGCAGGAGGUGGCUACACUCAUCAGCCACACGUGUGACAAGUUCCUCAAGAUCCUGUCAGAGUGUAUGCUCCUGUCCACGGCCAGUGUCAGGGGAGUGGGUACCGUACCGGCCACCCCUACCGACCAUUCCAGCCCGACUUCUUCCUUUGCUCCCAUGAAGCCACUGGCCAGGGUUCCCCACUUGCUGUCUGACAAGCCGAGUCCCUCCCCACACCCCCUCAUCCUCUCUUUCCCCAUCUCCCUCCCUCCUUUCACAACCAGGCUGGGAAAUGAAGAGGCCAGUCCCAAAUCAACCGACGAACAGACACACUCUCUUCCUGUACAUCUCGUUGCAACUCCUCACCAAGUGUACUGUCACCUGAGAGUAUGGAUGGUGGGGAGAGGUUACAGGAGAGCCCGAGAAAAGAUGCGAAGUCUCCUGUUCCUUCUUCCAGAUCCCACUCUCGUGCAAACUCUGAGGCCUUCGCAACUCCCGCAUCCACGCCCACCGACUCUCCCCCUCCCUCCCCUCCUCCUCACACACCUCACAGCCACACCCCCCAAUCCUCACAGGGCUCACAUCUUCUCCCGUCAUCACCACUCACACCAGUGGAACUCACUCCCACACGUAGUACAGUGACUGUGCCACCAAACUCACCGCGAAUUGGAGACAGGUUCCCCAGAAGUACGGUGCCUUCUGGUCACGAAAGCUUUUUUUCCAGAGCCCCACACAAAUUUGAAGAUCUUGUCUUGAGCGAUGGUGAAGGAAUACCCACCCCAGACUUCUUGAGUGCUUGUCGCGCUGUUGUGCCAUUCUUUGACGCACUCAGUUCUACUGCCUUUGCACCAGUCAAGGCUGACAUCAAUGGAAAUAUUGAGAAACUCUCCAAGAGGUAUCAGUCGAAUCCGGAGAAGUUCUCCACUCUCCAGUCUAUGAUUGUUCACGAGCUGGAGACCAACACCCACGAGGCCAGAAACUCUGCCACUGACGCCCUGCUCUGGCUCAAGAGGGCCAUGGAGUUUGUACAGGAUUUCAUGGCUGAGGUGGCAGGCGGUGAGCACAGUCUGGACAUUGCUGCCGGGAAGGCCUACACCCAAUGUCUCCGCAGAUAUCACAACUGGAUCGUGAGAGGCAUGUUCAGUAUGGCAGUGAGAGCUGUUCCCUACCACAAAGACUUCCUGGUUCUCCUGGGCUCUGACGGGACUGCCGACGGGAACGCUGCUGUCACCGUCCACAUGGCCGAUUUUGCUCGCUCCCUGGGCGAGAUAAACAGCAUCAUAAACCUGUUUUACCAGUCACACGAACUAGACAUACCUCCUGUAAUUUGAAUCUUGUCACCCUAUCUGGCUCUCACUGCGUUGUAUAUAUGCACCCAGCUGUAUGUAUGAAGGUUCUAAAAAAAGGAGAGCAGUUGGUACUGGCAAAAGGGAUGGCUGUACAUGUUUGGUCCAUCUACUUCUCUUUAUCCUUUUAUACAUAGGGUGGUGCGUAUGUAUGUAGUCUGUGUGAGUUGUAUUAUAGUCCAACAAUGCAUUGCGUACAAGGCUG
Molecule: messenger RNA, 2247 nt
Organism: Geodia barretti
Lineage: Eukaryota; Metazoa; Porifera; Demospongiae; Tetractinellida; Geodiidae
Source: the annotation of a GenBank genome assembly